AUGGCAACACCAAAUAACAACGAGCAACAUCAUCAACCCACUACUACUGCUGCAGGCGGUAACACUACCACUUCAUCCAUCCUUUCAUCUGAACAACGUUCUGAAAAUAAAGACAUUACGAUGGAGGAGACCCAUCAAGAUGAAUCCCCAACCGCUCCUGUUACGCCUGUGGCUACUGUCACCGAUAAUACUCCCACUCGGGCAUGGAUAGAAUCUACCACCCCAGAACUGGCUUCCCUAGGGCUCCCAUCCCAAGCACUGGUCAAGCGCGCAAUGGUUAGAGACUUACCUAAGUUCAAGAUCUUGAACGAUGAUACAAGGGACCCAGAUGACGCAUUCGUAUCCGUAAAUCAAUAUUUCAAGGCAUUUGAAAGAACUUUCAGAAUGCAGAAUGUUGAUCUCGAGCUCAACUGGAGAGAUAACCUUGCAAAUGUCAUUGGAAUAGACCAUACCGAUUGGUACUCUGAUACUAUUGAACAGAAUAUGGCAAUCUCUUACACGCAAGGAAAGGCUAUGAUCAUGGAUCACAUCGAAUCCCCUGCCAAGGCCAUCAACAUGAUGUUUAACAAGUUGGUAAAUCUUCGACAAAAGACUGGGGAACCUGCUGCUGACUUCGGCAAGCGUUUCAUAAGGGCUGCCCAUGCUGCUCAGUGUGCCGAUAGUAACUUCAUGGCUCGUCUUUACAUGAACAACUUGCAACCCUACUUGAAUUUGAGUGUUCGCGCAUCAUUGUCAAGCUAUCUCGGCAUCUCAUUCUUGCAUCAAUUGAAGUCCUUCCGUCAAGCCGAAGCCUUGAUCAGUGGUCUAGAAGUACAUGUAUCUGAAGAUACUUUUGUCGCAAGCAUGAGCAAAGGACCCAAAAGAAACCAUGAGCCCAAGCUGAAGGGAGGUGAACGUUCUUCUGGCAACAAAUCAAAUAAAAAAUGCUAUUACUGUAAUCAACCUUGGGAAAAAGGCCAUCACUGCUCUGAAUUCCACGAAGCAAAGAAAGCCAAGCAAAACCAAGGCCAAUCCACUCAUCAUAAAUCAGCAAACAACAAUCAAGUAAGAACCAUCAAGAUGGACCAACUCAUGGAAGAGUGGACUAACUUUGACAUGAAAAGCAGUAAAGAAGAUGAAGCGAUUGAUAACGCUGCGGAAUUUGAGGCUUUAUAG
This is a messenger RNA of Mucor velutinosus, 1155 nucleotides long. RefSeq lists its product as uncharacterized. The transcript has a single exon. Lineage: Eukaryota; Fungi; Mucoromycota; Mucoromycetes; Mucorales; Mucoraceae. The coding region runs from base 1 to 1155 and encodes 384 amino acids. The record is from RefSeq and is a predicted model, not a curated record.